GUCUGGUGAUUCGACAGCUCGUAUCUGGAACCUGAGUGAAAACAGUACGAGCAGCUCCACACAGCUGGUCCUGAGACACUGCAUACGAGAGGGAGGGCAGGAUGUCCCCAGCAACAAAGACGUCACCUCGCUAGACUGGAAUAGCGAGGGCACGCUUUUAGCAACAGGCUCCUAUGACGGUUUUGCCAGAAUAUGGACGAAGGACGGGAACCUGGCCAGUACACUUGGCCAACACAAAGGUCCCAUCUUUGCCCUGAAGUGGAAUAAAAAAGGCAACUUUAUCCUCAGCGCAGGAGUAGAUAAGACAACAAUCAUAUGGGAUGCCCAUACAGGAGAAGCUAAACAACAGUUUCCCUUCCACUCAGCUCCAGCACUAGAUGUGGACUGGCAGAGCAACAACACGUUUGCCUCCUGUAGUACAGACAUGUGCAUUCACGUCUGUAAACUGGGACAGGACAGACCCAUCAAAACAUUCCAGGGACACACAAAUGAAGUAAAUGCAAUCAAGUGGGAUCCCACAGGGAACCUGCUAGCCUCCUGCUCAGAUGACAUGACGCUGAAG
This is a messenger RNA of Plectropomus leopardus (leopard coralgrouper), 562 nucleotides long. Lineage: Eukaryota; Metazoa; Chordata; Actinopteri; Perciformes; Serranidae. The record is from RefSeq and is a predicted model, not a curated record.